This is a messenger RNA of Staurois parvus, 219 nucleotides long. The record is from the annotation of a GenBank genome assembly. NCBI's taxonomy places the organism in Eukaryota, Metazoa, Chordata, Amphibia, Anura, Ranidae.
CCCGUCAGUGCUGCCUAUCAGUGCCGCCUAUCAAUGCCAUCAGUGAUGCCUGUCAAUGCCCAUCAGUGCCACCUACCAGUGCCCAUCACUGCAGCCUCAUUAGCGCACAUCAGUGAAGGAGAAAAAUUACUCAUUUACAAAACUAUAACAAAAAAUUUAUUUAUUUAUUUAUUUUAAGUUUUUGGUUUAUCAAUAAAUUAAAAACCCAGUGGUUAUUAA